Mycena indigotica is the source of this 1389-nucleotide messenger RNA. Its product is annotated as Fe2OG dioxygenase domain-containing protein. The record is from RefSeq and is a predicted model, not a curated record. Bases 1 to 1389 code for a protein of 462 amino acids. NCBI's taxonomy places the organism in Eukaryota, Fungi, Basidiomycota, Agaricomycetes, Agaricales, Mycenaceae. The transcript is spliced from 3 exons.
AUGUCACAACAGAAAACGGCGCACGACCACCUUGCGGUUCUGCGGGACUCCUUGCGCAAGUCGACUCCCUGGACGUCUGGCGUGCUCGACGUCCGCCCCGACGACCUCGUGUUGUUUUACAGACAGGGGCAGGGUGCUAGGGAUGCACGCUCUCUGACAUUCGGGGCGACGACGGAGGAGCAGCUGGAGGAGCUUGCGAAAGCGUGUACCCCAGCGACGUUUGGCCUGGGAACAGAAGACGUCCUCGACGAGAGCUAUCGCAAGGCGGGGAAACUCGAUAUCGCCGACUUUGCGUCUUCUUUGGACCUUGGCACGCUGCGACUCGUGGAGGCGAUUAGUCCCGACUUGCUGGAUGGGCGGGACGAUGUGGGGGAGAAAGGCAUCAGGGCGGAGCUCUACAAGCUCAACGUUUACGGCCCCGGCUCGUUUUUCAAAGCACACAAGGACACCCCGCGUGCCGCCGACAUGAUCGGCUCGCUCGUCAUUGUCUUCCCCUCCGCGCACGCUGGUGGCCAACUCUCACUUUCGCAUGGCGAAAGCAACACCUUCUCGUUCGACUCUGCGGCGCUUCUCGCCAACAAACCCGGCUCUAUCGCCUUUGUGGCCUUCUUCAGCGACGUCACCCAUGCCGUUGAGCAGGUGGUUAGCGGCUACCGCGUGACGCUGACCUACAAUCUCUUCCUUGUGGACACACCCAUGGCUACUCGCCAGCUUUCUGUCCCCGAAAGUGCCUCUGAAGCAGCACUGCGCGCGCUGCUGGCCAACCCUAAAUUCCUUCCAGCGGGCGGCCUGCUUGGAUUCGGUCUUGAACAUCAGUACCCCGUGCCCAAGACAGCGUCCGACCCCGCAACGCUCGCCGCCGUGCUUACCGUCCUGAAAGGCGCUGAUGCUCGGCUGCAGAGCGCGGCUGCCCGCGUGGGCCUGGAAAACUUCGUCAAGUUGGUAUACAAGACCCCAAGAGGCUGGGAUAGGAAGGGCGGGGAGAACGUCGUGCUCGAGAAGGUCAUGAACUUCGGGAGCGUAUGGGACGAAGACGGGGAGGUGGCGCAAAUGCUCGAGCGGCAGGGCGAGGUGCUGCGCCCGGCUACGGAGGCGGACAUCGGGAAAGCUGCGGAGGGCGCAAGGCCGGAGGAAGCUAUGGAGGAGGCAGACGACGAAGACGAUGAUUACGAGGAGACGGACUCGGAGGACUACGAGGAUGCAGACUCGGAUACAGACGGAGGGCGGAACGACAAGCGGACGGCGGUAUUUUGGGUGACGAGGCCCAAGGCCAAGCUCAACCGUGCCGACUCGCCGUUCAUCGCGAUGGGGAACCAGGCGGAGAUGGGCCACUCGUACGGCGAUGCGGCGCUGUUUGUGCGGUUCCCACCCAUGGAUCAACGUGUGUAG